Lactuca sativa (garden lettuce) is the source of this 817-nucleotide messenger RNA. The record is from RefSeq and is a predicted model, not a curated record. NCBI's taxonomy places the organism in Eukaryota, Viridiplantae, Streptophyta, Magnoliopsida, Asterales, Asteraceae.
AUGGGGUACGACAUUCCAGCACGAACACAAGUGCUUAUCAAUGCUUGGGCAAUUGCAAGAGAUCCUGUCUUGUGGGAAGAACCAGAGGAGUUUAGGCCAGAGAGGUUCUUGAACAAUAAUAUCGAUUAUAAAGGGCUUCAUUUUGAAUGGCUUCCAUUUGGAGGUGGACGUAGAGGAUGCCCUGGUGUUCAGUUUGCUGUACCUAUCAUUGAGCUUGCAUUAGCAAAUGUUGUAUACAAGUUCAGUUUGGCAUUACCAAAUGGAGUUCAAGAGAAGGAUUUGGACAUGACUGUGUCAAAUGGCGUUACAGUUCAAAGGAAGUCCCCUUUAUUGGUUAUGACAAGUCCACGGUUCUAGUUGCUUCUCAUCGCAUAUAAUUUUAUGUUAUGAUUCUGGUGAUACAUACAUUAAAUAAAUGAUAUUCUCAUAUUGUUUGUUAUUCUUGAUGUUUCCAACGAUAAAAAGUAAGUUAUAUAAUACCUAUUGUCAUAGUGAGCUUCAUAAAGUACAAACGAAUUGAAAGUUCUGUCCAAAGAAUACAAACUUUCUAAUAGUUUACACUCAUCGACUUCGAUCAAAUUGAAUGACCGUUUAUAAUCAACAUGAACAAAAAAGAACAAUAUAAAAAAAUCUCUAAGAGUAGACGGAUCUUUAUUGAUAAAAAACAAUUCUCCAUAAUUCUAUUGCGACUCUUAAGAGAUGAUAUAAAUUCUAAAGAUUUUACUUAAUUAGAAGAUAUAUUCCUAAUAAUUAUAAAUCUUUACAAAAAAAAAAAAAAAACUUAAAAUUAACUAUCCCAAACAAAAAUAAAUUUCUU